Messenger RNA from Paramacrobiotus metropolitanus, 1843 nucleotides. RefSeq names its product BTB/POZ domain-containing protein 3-like. Gene Ontology annotation, cellular component: cytosol. The coding region runs from base 305 to 1612 and encodes 435 amino acids. Gene Ontology annotation, biological process: neurogenesis. Gene Ontology annotation, molecular function: protein binding. NCBI's taxonomy places the organism in Eukaryota, Metazoa, Tardigrada, Eutardigrada, Parachela, Macrobiotidae. The transcript has 10 exons. The record is from RefSeq and is a predicted model, not a curated record.
GAAGCAGCCCACCGCCAUCGGGAGAGCGGCACUGUACGACGCAAAAAUUUGCAGCGUCACCAGUGACUCACCAGUCACCACUCACCAGCAAGAGCCACUCCUAGCAAAAGCCACCACUCCAGUUUUCGUUUCGCACCUUCGUUAUUCCGAUUUUCACCAGCGUACUCAGAUUUUUGAAACCUUGGCCGAUCAAGAUCAGCUGCUUCUCUGUGGUUUUGAGUGUUCUGCAGUCUGUAACGUGCACGUCGAGCUUCAGUCUGUAGCAGAUGUAAUUCGGAUCCAUUUGUCAACAAUCGUUCCAGUCAUGUCUCAAAAUUCCGCACAAUCCACGGCUACGGAAAGUUGCGCCGGAGUGGCGAAGGUUGCCGACCGUGUAAAGGACAUCUUACUCUGCGAAGACAUGAGCGACAUUCGAUUCGCGGUGGGACGCGAUCACGGCGCGGUAAAGAUCUUUCCAGCUCACAGGGUCAUAAUUGGUCUGCGCAGCGUUGUGUUCCAUACGAUGUUCUAUGGAAGUCUUCCCGAUAUGUGCACAGAUCUCCUGGAUAUUCCUGAUAUUCAUCCCGAGGCCUUCGCUAACAUGCUUAGUUACAUCUACACCGACGCGGUGACGAAUUUUACCCAGGACAACGUAUUCGACACAUUGAAAUGCGCUGACAAAUACGACUUACCGUUGCUGCUGACUAUGUGCACCGACUUUGUCUUGGGCACGCUCAACUUAAACAACUGCCUUCACGUGCUAGACAACGCUGUGCACUAUGCUGGUGUCGCGCCGAGUAUCUUGGAGAAAUGUUUGUGCCUGAUUGAUGAGUCACCAAAAUCUAUCUGGCAGUCGGAUCAGUUCUGUGCAAUCGGCCAAGAGGCUUUGCGAACGAUUCUAAAACGGGAUACUUUGACUGCCAACGAACAUACUAUUUGUUCAGCGGUCGACAAGUGGGCUGAGAUAACCUGCAUGCGAAGGGAUAUGGACGGUACCUCUGCCAAUCGGCGCGAAGUUUUAGGUGAAGUUUUGUUUCUCGUCGGCUUUCCACUUUUAAGCGAUGGACAGCUUCUGGAUGGGCCUGUAAAGACUGGUUUGCUAUUGCAAUCGGAGUUACUGGACAUCUACCACUAUAAGCAUGCCGCCAUCAAACCGCCGUUGCCCUUCCGUAAGGAACCACGACAAAAUGUACGCGGAGAGUGUGUGAUCAACUAUACUGUUCCGGACGUGAGAAAACUGCAGGCGAUUUUUACAUUGAGCAAUCCCGUAACAGCCAGGAAGCUGUUCUGGCAUAUACACGUUGGAAAAGAAACUGAAGCUAAUGUUGGCUUCUACCUGGUGUGUUCCAGCUAUCCGAAAUCGGCUUCUUGGGCUUGCGAGGUUAAUGCAGAGCUGCGUCUGCUGCCGUGGAACACGGAAACUGCACCAAUUAAGAAACAGAUAUCCCACUUAUUUGGUAAGAAUGGAGCUUGCUGGGGUUAUGGAUUCGGGAAUUUUAUCUCUAUGGAGAAUUUACUGGAUCCGACGAAAGGUUACAUCGAUCCCAGUGACUUCUCGCUGAAACUGCAAAUUCAAGUGACUGUAUCACCCUUCCGGCUUGAAACGAAUGAAUGCAGUGAAACGCGUACCUAAAAAGAAAUAUGCCUUGUGGAAAAGUUUCUUGAUCCAUCGCACAUCAUCGAAUUGCGCAUUGUAAUUCUUGUCUGUUUUUUGGCCAGUUUUCUUUCAGUUCUUGUUGUCAGAUAUUCGCGAACCAGCUGGUAGCUCAAAAGCUGGUUAGAUCUCCUGUUUUACCUAGAUUUCCCAUAUGGAAGAGUACUUUAUACCCUGCAUGAAUAUCAAUCCUUAUGUUUCUUAUCGGUA